AUGGAGAUGACGACAACGACGACGACGGCGAAAAGCGAUGAGGACGACGACAACGGGGUUGAUGGCAAUGAUAAUGCUGAUGAUAGUGCCAGAGUGGCGAAGGUAUCCACAACGGUAACCGGUUUCAUUCGAUAA
Gongylonema pulchrum is the source of this 135-nucleotide messenger RNA. NCBI's taxonomy places the organism in Eukaryota, Metazoa, Nematoda, Chromadorea, Rhabditida, Gongylonematidae. The record is from the annotation of a GenBank genome assembly.